This is a messenger RNA of Pocillopora meandrina, 26248 nucleotides long. The record is from the annotation of a GenBank genome assembly. NCBI's taxonomy places the organism in Eukaryota, Metazoa, Cnidaria, Anthozoa, Scleractinia, Pocilloporidae.
AUGCCUUCGGUCGAAGAAAUGAGCUCUUCCUUUCAGCCCCAUCUGGAAUGCCCUUCAUGUUAUACCAGGUAAGUGCUAAGCAGAUAUUGCCCGCCUGCAGAACUUGAGCUGAAGCUAGAAGAGCCCAUUACAUAAAUUUAAGGUCAAAUCAUUCAACCCUUUUAAUCUAGCUCGUCGCAUACUCAUGUGAUCAUUACAAUGCUUUUCUCUAGUAAAAGGUGAUAACGACUUAAGUCAGUGUUUUUGAUGCUAAGUAUAAUUAGUGAGGGAGACACAGUCGACGAUGACUGCAUGCGAGGUCCGACUAAUGACUUAAUGACUUCGUUGUUCUCGAGCUCUCAUUUCAUGGAAGAUAGAAUUUCGGUUUGAAAUUUAUGGCAAGUCUGGUAAUGUUUUUCCUUUUUAGCUUCCAGCAGUUUUGUGAGAUGUCUAGGAAAGCUAAUUAAAACGUUAAUGCCCUCAUUUUGGUCUAGAAUACAUGACUAGGAAAGGGUAUGUUUAGACGCGAUCGAUUACAUAAUUGCACGGCCACAAGCACCCGUAACCGUGUUGUAACAUAGUUUUAUUGAUGCAUUUAAAGGUUAGGGUUACGUUUUUUCACCCCAAGAAUAACUUGGAAAAAAAAAAUUUUUUUAAAUAGUAGGAGAUUGUGCCAGUGUUUUUGACAUGCAGGAAACAGCUGAGUUCAUGACACGCAAAAUGACUUAAGUUUGCUGUAAACACAACCCGUCGACUUGUGAUAUUCUGCCAAUACGGUUGUGUAUCUUCUCUAUGUGAUUUGCUUGGUGUUUUUCAAAUCUGUACUGGAUAAGUUACUGGUUCAAAUCCUGUAACUUAUUGAACCUCAGAUGCUAUCAGCCUGUGAAGCAGGUUCUCUGUAACACUUGAUGCAGCAGAUGUUGUUCAAUACGUAUUCAAAAAGAGUCGUGCAAGUGAAAUAUGAAUUUUAUUAGUACCUGCGGGACAGACCCACCAUUGAUAGCCCCUAUAUGCAAGAUGGAAGACCAGGCAGUUUGUGGGUAGCUGAUAUGGACAUCUGGUACUGAUAUAUGCUGAAAAAUUGGAUAGCAUUUUAGGUGCAGUCUGAUUGGCCACUCAAACUCCAAUUGUCCUUUCCUAUUCACUUCUGAGCAAUGAGUGCAGAUUUGUGCCUGAAAGUAUUGUAAUCCCUGCAGGAAUAAAUGUAUUGAAAUCAUCUUUUUGUGUUUCUUUUGUCUCACUGUUUGAGCAUAAACUAGAACAACUAUUUACCUCUGUCAGUGUUGGUGGCUAGCAGUGGAUAUUUACCUCGCCACUUUGCAGCCCAGUAAAUAUCCAGCAAUAUAGCCACAUAUACUUGGGUGAAUAGUUGUUAAUUAACACAGUAAAUUUCAUAAACAUUUUAUGGUUAUUUUACCUGUGUGUAGGCUUGUCCCAGAAAAUGGAGUACUGUGUAGUGGUAUUUACAAUGGCAAAUGUAAAAGCUGCAACAAGGAUGUGGAGUUUUGGUCCGUUCCUACUCCUGUCAAUGAGGUCAGUUUCACACUUAAUGGAACACAGCAUAAAGUUACCAAUCCUGACCCAGGAAUGAGUUUGAAUGAGUGGAUCAGAAAUCAGCCUGGAUUACAAGGUGUGUUGCAAUUAAGUGUACAUGCUGUAAUUAAGGAAUGAGAUCUCAAGUGUUCUGGUCUGUAACAUGGAAUGGUGUCUUAAACUGGAGUUAUUAGUCUUUCAGCAAUAGAUUGAACUUUCUAUUAGUUUAUUAGCAGCAUAACCCUUGUGUGAUGUUGGAGAAUUGAAAAAAAAGUUUGCAAAAUAUGAGCUGUAGGCCAAUUACAGUCUUUUUGUGUAUUAUUCUACAGACAUCUCAAGUAGGUUUUUAUGCCAGGGAAAGCAGCAGAAAGUGAUGUGCAUUGAUUUCAGAGAAUACCAGUCACUGAGUGUAUGUUUUUGCAAAAAGUACUAGUCCCUCCCCCACCAUGACACAGAGCAAUUACAUGUGAUUAUGCGAUUUAUGUUUUGUAUUCUCUCUGUCAAGUGAGCAGACACAAUUAGUUUGUUUGUUUUAUCAUUUUGUUCUAUUAAGGAACAAAGGUGAUGUGUCGUGAAGCUGGCUGUGGUUGUUGUGUGGUGUCAGUCACAAGGCAUGAUCUGAGUGUUAGAAAAGAUGUCACCGUAGCUGUCAACUCUGUAAGAUGACUUCAGAUCUAUGAAUUUCUUUUUGCCAUUUUAAAUUGAGAAUGUGCUACACAUCCCACAUGCCUUUAUGGUUCAUCCUUAGGACACAUACUGACCUCAUGUAUAUAUGCAAGUAAAAAAAUUUGGCGCGUAGAUAAAAGGUUCUGUUAUUAUUUUCUUGCUUCUUUACAAUAGGUUUACAUUGCAUGUUUAUCACACUGUCUGGCUUUGUUAGUUGAACACAACAUUCUUAAUAUAUGUGUUAAUAGAUGUGUCAAUCAAAUUAAUUUUGGUUACAUGAUCACAAGGCUUCUUUGUUGUUUUUUUUCUUUUCAGUGUCUAUUUCCUUUGUGUGGUGUAAAUGGUGGCAAAGUUACAACAAUUGAAGGAAUUGGAAAGUGAGUUACAAAAUAAGUAGUGAGCUUAGCUACUCAACUACACUGUUUAAGUUGUACUUUAUCUGUUGCAUGAUUGUAAACAGAGAGCCUAAGUUUUACACACAGAUGAAACACAUGUACAUGAUGCAAACUUUAAGGUUGUUUUAUACAUGAAGUGUUGUUGGAGAUUUGAACUUUGGACUAAGCUCAUGCUGGUGGCCAGAGAGGAACAAGAAUCUAAUGCCUUUAUAUAGCUACAGAGCUUGAUUACAAGUCCAAUGUUUGAACCUGUUUUUUUCUCCAUCAUUAGUACUAUAAUUUUUGACUUUUACAUUUGGUAGAUGUAUGAUUAUUUUGAAAUUUCACCACUGCUGUAAAACUGUUUGUACAUGAAAUUUAGCUCUUAGUCCAACUCUUUUUGAGAUUUGAUGUUAAUUGUCAUGAAUGCUCUUUUUUAAAAGCCUAUUUUAGUUGAAGGUUGUAAAACCGAAACCAAAGUACUUAUUUCAACGGCCAAUCAGAGAAAAUAAAAAAUAACAAGGAUUCAAUGAAAACUGAGACUGAAAACAAACAAACUCUAAAAAACUUGAGUGAGUGAGGCUAAGUGAGCUGGCUUACUAUUGAUUUUGGUUUUGUAUCUUAUUGGUAUAGGUGUGUGUUUGUAUAAGGUGCAAGUUCCCCUAUAUUGUCAAAAGAUUGUGGUGAGGCAAAACCAAAGGAGCCCUGGAUUAAUCACUCCUAACAUUGAAAAUUGCCCUUCCCUCUUUUUUUUUUAGUCGUUUUGAUGGAUUCAAUCCCAUCCAGGAGAGAUUAGCAGAACAUAAUGGCAGCCAGUGUGGUUAUUGUUCACCAGGAUUUGUUAUGAACAUGUACAGGUUUGUAUUGCAAAUCACAGUGCUGUUACUGAUAUCAGAUGAUCACUGAAAGAAAACUAUGUACUAAGUCUUGUGGCGUAACAAGAAAGAUGAUUUUAAGUAGAUUCAGUUUUGUUAAUCAGUGCCUCUAAGACCAAAGUAAACAAAGGUGACAAAGAUUUAGAAGGAACUCAGUGCUUGUUCCCUGAGAAUUACUUGCCCUUUUGGGACUCCAGUGAGAGUGGUCAUACUGGAAGAUGUCUGUGAAUCUAAGAUAACAUCUCUAUAUGCAUGUAAUUUGCAUGAUUGUGAAACAGUUUCAAGUCAGUGUGGACAAGGUUUCCUGUGCACACCAGGUAAUGUUAAGAAUGUCAUUAUUAAUAGGUACAUCAUUUUGGUGCAUUAAUAUCAAUGGGUUGCCUGUGUCUGUCUCCAAUUCAGUACCUGAGAUUCAUUGAGAUUGGUUUUUUGAAACAUUUCCUCUUUCUACUGAGCAGUUAAAUACUGUUAAUUACUUUCUACACUGAGCAGUUAAAUACUUAAAUUAUGUCAGCAGGGUAUUAAUGGAUAUAACAAGUAUAUUAAUUAACUGUUACUUUCUUUGAUUAGUUUGUUGCAGGAGAAUCCCAGUCCAUCCAAACAACAGAUUGAAGAUAACUUUGAUGGAAAUAUCUGUCGCUGCACAGGUAGACCACUUUUGUGUGUGGAAUACACACAUAUUACAUAUUAAAAAUAAAUGUUCUUAAAAACACUUUUUUUUGAUUGAGUAUUAAGGAAAAUGUUGGCUAGAUAAGGAGACAUACAUGUAUCAGGACUUGUAAAAAAUGGCAACCAUGUUCUGUGAAAAGUGUCUUUGAAUUACUUCUUUCCCCUUCAACCCUUGAGAGUGACCAGCAUCUAAUUUCUCCUUACAGCUUUACUGCUGAAUCAAACAUUUAGGUCAUAAGAAUAAUGGAAAUUGUCAAUAUUAAGAGGAUCAGUAAGACUUGAUUGUUAAACAUUCUCCUUGUCAGUACCACAGGAUAUAUAAAAAGAACAGUGAGGAGAAUCUGUACUCUGAUACUAGGGUGUAAAUGACUAAUGUGCACAUUGAGAACAAAAUACCAAGAACUUUAAAUUCAGAGAAGGAGGUCAGUAGAGAAGCAGUUUGGAGAAUGCUCCAUGCUUAAAAGAGGAAUACAUGAGCUAGAGAUACAUGUAGAGAAGAUGUACAAUCAUUUACUUGAGAGAAUAAAUCAAGUCCUAUUUCAUUUGUCAUUAAUUAUCGGACUAGGUUUCUCUACCUUGCAUUUAAUUUAUCAUCUUGUGAAACAAAUUACUGAUUCAGAACUUGAUUGCAUAUUUUUCUGAAAUUCAGUGUCAUUUUUUUUUUACCAUUUUUUUUUUUUUUAUCGGUUAGGCUACAGACCAAUUUUGGAUGCAAUGAAAACUUUUGCAAAGUCUGAAAAUCCAAUAGACAUUGAGGUAAGAACAAGACUUCAUUUCAAUUACAUUUGACUUGCCCACCAUUGUUUUUCAGUGUGUCCUGACAGGUUUGAGAUUGUUUUCACAGAAUGUUAAGUCAAGGGCUCUUUUUCCAAGUUUAUUGGUCUUUUUUGAAGGCUUCUAUCCAGAGAUGCUGAAAAUAUUUUGUAAUAACCCAGAUGUUCUUAAAAAAGAUUUGUGAGGGUUUUUUCUGUCUUUUUUUGACAUAUUGUAAUGACUUUUAAAUAAAUGUGUUUUGAAGGGGUUAUUUGAGGGGUCAUCAUACAAACCACUCCACUCCUCCUCCAUCAUGGGAAAGGAAGAAUGUUGUGUAGCAGGCCCAAACAAAGACUUAAAAGCAGAUUAUGCUUAUGACACUGGAGAACUACUUUCAUGAACUUCUUAGUGUCAGGUGUCACCAUGAAUAGUAAACCCCAUUAUCUUACCAGAGUUUUCUGCAGCGGAUGAUGUUAAUUAUUUUUUCAUAUACUGACUUUCCUCACCAGGAAAUAACCAAGUGUUCAGGUGUCUGUGGCAAUGGAGGUCUCAAUUGUACAAGGAAAUGUCUCACAACAUCUGUUUAUGAAGUUAGUGGUGUACUUUGGUACUCUCCAACAACACUGACUGAUCUGUACACACUCAUGUCAAAGAACAAAAACAACAAGAUCAGGCUUGUGGCUGGAAAUUCUGGAAAAGGUACACAGUCAUUUUCUUAGCUGUUGACUGUAGAAUGUUUCUUGCAUGUUGUACAAUUUUGUGAAAAUAAAAGCUGUGCAAAUAGUCUUUAUGUUUUCCAGUGACCUCUAAAUUAACCCUUCACACCCUAACAUCAGUAUUCAUAUUCUCCAUACUGUUGUCUGUACAUUUACUAAUGUACUGACAAGGAGAAUUUGUUGAACAAUCAAGAGUUUCUUUAGUUGGUGAUCAUAAUAAUUAAUUCUCAUGACAUUAAUGUGCGACUUAAUGGUGAUGUUGUAAGGAGAACUUAGAUGCCAGUCAUUCUUAGGGGUUAAAGGGUUAAGGGUACAAAUGGUUUUGUUUGUUUCUAUUUUUUAUUUUAAAAUUUAUAAGUUGCAGGGUUGAAAAUGAAUUUUUUCAUUUUUGAACAAAUAGUUAGAGAGAGAAAAGAAAGUUGUUCAUGCGUGAUGCAUAAUUAUAUGGGUUAUAGAAAAUGAAACCAGUUUUCAAAAAAUAUUAACCAAAUCACAUUUUGGUAUUUGCAGGUAUUUACAAAAACGAUGGUCCUUUUGAUGUGAUGAUCGACAUUACAAACAUUGAGAAACUCCACACCAUACCAAGUGUAACUGAGGUACAUUAUUUACUUUAAUAUGAUCUUUUCAAGCUCCAUUAUGAUGCACAUUCCUUUCAUUGCCCACAGGGUAGCUACAGCCACUGAGUGGUUAUAAUUGCUAACCCUUUAACUCCCAGAGGUGAUUUACUUGUAACUUCUCCCUAUAAUAUCCAUACAUUAUUCUCAAAAGGGUGACGAGAAUACUCAAUAUUAUCAGGUAGAAGUUGUUAUCUUGAUCUAACACUAAAUUCCCUUAACCAAUUUACAAGGAAAUGUGUAGAAGCUAGAAGGGAGAAUUAACAAUCAGAUCUUGGGAGUUAAAGAGUUAAUGGUAGGAAGUGAUCAGUGUAGUGCUAAUCUUAACCUUUUGACCCCUAGGAGUUACUAGCAUCUAAUUUUUCCUAAUAAUUUCUUCCCUGAAUCAGAUAUUAUUGUCGCAGGAAUAAAGGAAAUGAUCACCCAUUAAAGGAAUUCUUGAUUAUUAAACAAAUUCACCUGGUCAGCUCCUUAGGAAAUGUAUAAAGAAGAGCAUGGAAAAUAUACGUACUGAUGUUAGGCCGUAAAGGAUUAAUUAAAAGAUGCAUCAGGAACCACAAUUUAGUUAUCCCCAAACCAUCUCAAAGAUAUUAAUGACCAGCCUGUUAACUUGCAGUAGGAAAGACAUUAUAAACUGAAAUAUCUUGUGUACUGUUUGUUUUUCCAGGUACCCAAUGGUGAUCUUGUCAUUGGUGCUGCUGUUUCCCUGAACACUCUCAUAAAUGUGCUGGAUAACCAAGCUGAGGAGAUGUCUGGUUACAAAGUGUUAGCUGAUCAUGUGCGCAAGGUAAUCACACCAACAGAGAUUCUAACCAUUUCAGAUAAAAAUGCCAACUUCUAAGGAUGACAAAGCUUCAACCACAAAGGUCAGGGGGGUUUAGCUUUAAUGAGCAUUCCCCCUUCUACACUCCUAAAAGUCUGCUGUAAUGUUAGGGGCAUAGCCAGCCCAUUGCCCUGUAGGCCCAGGCGUACAACCUCCUGUUUGACUUUUACAGGGUGUAAAGAGAAAUUAGACUUUCUUUACAUUAUACUUGCAAGUUCUCAAAUAACAAAGAAGCAGCAUUUUGUAAUGUUAAUUAGGUUAGCAUCAGGUUAACAUACUUCCAGAUCUCUGAGAAUGCCUAAAAUGAGUCAAUAGCUGGAUAUGCCGGUUGGAAAGACUUUAGUUAGUGUUUUGCCAUAGAAAAAUAAAUGUAGUGAUCAUUAGUUGCAAACAAGUUAUUUAUUUGUGGCUUUCAUUUUUUUUUUAACUUUGUUUUUGCAUCUUUGUAGCUUUUGUUACUAUAAUUGUUAACUAUAGGUAUAUUGUGAGGAAGGUUUUUUCCUGAUCUGAUGAAGUAUUAAUUGUAGCUGAGUGUUAUUCUAAGAGUGCCUUCCAAAGGAUCUCAAUAUUAGUUUAUUUUUUGGUGUUUUGUUUGACCAAUGCCCCUGAAUGUAAUGUACACCUACUUUUAUGUCCAUCUUAUUUAUUACCUUGAAUUCUAGUGGUCCAGUUGUUCACCAGUGUUAAGAAUGAUGCAGUUUAAAAAAAAAGCCCUUAAACAUUAUUUUCCUCUUUUUCUUUCAUUAUUGUAUAUAGGUGGCCAAUGUUCCUGUUCGGAACGUAAGUAAUAUUUUAUUUUGUGUCUAUCAUUUACUGUUACUUCUUUGGUGGUACAUCAGGAACUAACAAUAGUGUUAUAUCCCUAUAAACUGUCAGUCGUCAAUCUCAGUAAUCAGAAUUCCUAACGAAAUGUUGCAUAUCAUUUCUCUUUUCUUUUUUCCCUCUGUUGCUGUUUCCAUCAGCAACCAGCAGACCCAGCAAAGGUGACACAGUGAUUAAACAGAGGUGGAAUUUCAUUAAUUAUUGUUAUUAAAAUACCAAUGACUAGAAACUUCUCAUUGUAGGUUGCCAGUAUUGCUGGGAAUUUGAUGUUAACCCAUGAUCAUCCUGAUUUCCCGUCUGACAUUUUUACCAUCCUUGAGGCUGCUGGUGCAAGGCUGAUUAUUGGUAAGGGCUUUUCCCCCUUUCUCUCAGUGCUUGUGGUUGUUGAUCUGUUACAAAAAAAUUGUUGACACCUCACUAGGUUAUAGAAUUGACAAUUCCCUUUCAUCAACUAAAAAAUGGGUGACAUUUAAUAUUUGGAGAGUGCCAGAUCUUAUGAGGGGAUCAUGAAAGCAAAACUUUAUGCAAUCUAGUCAUGGUUGGACUUUCUUGUGACACAGCAGAAAACUUUGAGAACUACAGAGAACAAAAUUAGUAUUAAAAACUGUUAGUUAUGGUAGUCAACCAGGGGUAAUCUUACUCUUAUUUUUAUCCUAAAUUCAACCAGCUCAUGUAAUUAAGAUUGGCAUGAACAACUGCGAAGUAUCCCACAAUCCAUACAGCAUUUUUAAAAUUUCUAAACUUUCAGUUAAAAGCAAGGGAAGGUAGUUGAAAUAAGCAAUCACAAGUUCUCAACGAAUAUAAAGUAUUCGUUGUUGUUGGUUCACUACAUUGUUAAUUAACCAUGGAAUCACUUUUCAACCUCUCUAUGAUGAAUGUUUAUCACAUUUGAAUAAUUAGACUGAGGAUAAUUUUCUAUGUACCAGUCUGUGGGUACAAAUGUCUUUUGUAACAGUAUUUCUUUACUUGUUGUCAUGUCUGUUUCUGUCAUAUUUGCUGUGAGCUUGUUAUGAAAUGAUAUGUCAACUUUUAUAGCUGACAGUUCAACAGCAAGUGAAACUCAGUAUUCGCUUAUGCAGUUCCUUUCUUUGGAUAUGACUGGCAAGGUAUGUUAACACAUGUAAAAAACUUGUUUUAAUUUGCUUUAAAUAAACCCCACUACAUCCAGAAUUUGUCUUAAUUUUCACCAUUUCAUACAAGUCACAUGAAUGAAAAUUAGUCCUGAAAUUUUAAGGGACCUUUCAAAGAUCAGGUAGACAAGAUGGCAUCUUGAUUUGAACUUCUUUAUUGUAAAUUAGUUACAAAUUUACAAAAGCUAGGUUUUGACUCCUUGUUUACUCGAAGUUGUGCCCCACCCUCCAUUGGAAAUUAAGGUGGGAGGUGAGGACCAGCUCCAGUGGGUACUUGUUAGAAAUUCUUUAUAUAACGUUCAAGGUUGUGGGUGUGGUUGUUUGAUUUUCUUUUUAUUGAUAAGCUUCCAAAAGGAUCAUGGUGACAGGAAUUUUUUUUCCAGUUAUCCUCACAGAACUUAACAUUCUUAGUGAGACCAGAAUUUAUUAAUGACUUUCACCCAUAGUUAGAUGACAUAUACCCUCUUCCUACACUACACCUGAAAAGCUGUGGUUAUAGUUCUGUUUAUUGUAAUGGCAGAACCACAAAUAAUUAUUUUUACUUCUCCAGGUAAUCUUGGCAGUCUUGUUACCUAUAUUUACAAGUGACUACAUCAUUUGCACCUACAAAGUUAUGCCAAGAUCACAGGUAUGAAUAUUGCGUUCGAUACUAAUAAAUGUCUCUUAUCUGCAAAACAUUUUAGUAUCAUGAUUUUUCAAUUUGAUUUCUUUGUACCCUUGUAUAUCUUUUUUCAUCAGCUCCUGUGUUUUAAUUUUGCAUGCAGAUGAUACAUGUGUAUCUUGCUGCCUCUCCAUCAAGGCUUUUUGAUACAUGUAUAAAUGAUAAUUAAUGACUUUUAGCAAAUCUAACUUUCAGAAUGCACAUGCUUAUGUGAAUGCUGGGUUUGUAGCAAAAGUUGACAAGAGUACCAUGACUUUAAGUUCUGUCAGGAUUGUCUAUGGUGGAAUUGAGCCUCAUGCAGUAAGUUAAUACAACAUACAAGUGUAAUAUCUUUGAAUAUUUUGAGAAUAUUUAGUAAACAGUGAUGAAAGCUAUUGUAUUAAGUGCAAACUGUUUAGUCAAUGGACCAUUCAAUAGCUUUUGAUCAGUGGAAAAGUAUACUUAAGAAAUCAUUGAUUAGAUUUUUUUUGGUAAAAUUAAGUAAGCCAUUCAAAAAAUGUCUUCAGAUACACUAAAUAUUUGACUUAAGAUGCGGCUGUUUUGAAAAUGACCAGGCAGCAACCUUGGCUCACAUAUAAAACCACAAUGGCUGGGUUAAAACUGCUUUUGCUUUGCUAAUUGCUGAAAAAAACAAUUUUAUUAUACCUUUUUGCAAAGCUCCUUACUGUUCAAACAGUUAGUUGAGAGAUGAAAACAUUGGUUAACACAGCCAGGUUGCAAACCAAGAUUCAAAAUCAUAAGGUUAAGUUUACAUUCAGUUGAAUUGUAGUAUAGAGAUAUUAGUAGUUUGAGGAGGUUGAUUUUGAACUUUUAUUGCACAGAUGCACCCUUUCAAAACAGAAUCUUUCUUGGUUGGUAAAACACUUACUGAGCAGGCUACUCUUGCAGGUGAUUGCUGAGGUUUUGAGAUAAUCUAGUGCUUAUAUUUGUGUCAAAUAUUACAUCUGAAUCAAGAUAGAUUUUGUUUUCAUAGUAUUUUUGUACCCCUUGGUGUUAUUGUUGAAGUUGAUGUACCACUCACUUAAACUCACUAUAUAUAUAUAUAAUUAUGGUCAUUAAUACAUGUAUAUACCACUCAGGUGACUAGUGCUUUUAGUGUGUGCUGACUGGCUAAUUUACUCUUUGCCUUCGUCUUGAUGAACAAUUGUUGACUACACUGAUCAUGCAAACACAAAGUUUGAGAAUGAAUUUCUUAACCUAAUAAUGACAUUCUCACUGUAGAGAGUCUGCAGGAAAAUGGAUGGGCAUUGAAACUAAGGAGUGGUUAACUUCCUUUUUCACAGUUGUAAAUAAAUGUUUAAAUUUUGACUGAACCUUUUUAAAGGCAAAGUGAUUCUGAUAAGCUCACUUGGAAGAAGUGUACAUUUUGAUCAGUCAAAAUCGCUUUGCAUGAGAGCAUUUGAAAGCCAAUCAGAGAGCCCUAAUCCAUACUGGAAGACUUCGCUAAGCUGUUGUUUAGUCUGGGAGAGUCAGUAAAAUUACUGAUACCCAGUUUUUGUUGUUGUUUUCUUUUCUCAGAGGCUUUGACUACACUCGAAGAGGAGAUUAUCCCUGAUUCCCCUCCUGCAGGUGCAAGCAAGGAAUACCGCAAAUCACUAGCUCUUGGCUUGUUUUACAAGGUAUUAAAAUUUAUAUCUCUGGAACUUUUUUCCUCUCAACACUUCAGCUCAGCUUUCCAAAUUGUAUUCAAGGGCAUAUUUUGGCAUCAUGAACUUCACAUCUUAUUUAAUGACAGUACUCUGUCUGUUAACUUGUUUCAAGGGUGUUUAUGGAGUACAUAUUUACCAUUCUUCAUGGUGACUUGCUGAAUUAACUUACAGAAUAUUGAGUAGGAACCAAAGUCCUAGUCAUUUUGCUCUUUGUUAUAGUUCUAUUUGACAGUUUUGGGUGACAAAGCAUCAGCCAGGGUUAAGUCUGCAGCAGUGCCUUUUAUUCGUCCAGUAUCAUCUGGCACUCAGGACUAUGACACACAAAAGCAGGAAUACCCAUUGACGAAACCAAUGACUAAACUGGCUGCCAAGCUACAGGUAAGAGUUUUUGCUGUGGGCUGCUGAGCUUGUAAAGUACAAAAUAAAGCAUUGUAUAUUGAAAUGUGUCCAAGUGGCCUACCUCCAGAAAGAGCUCUCAAACAUGCCCUCAUUCAGCAUACCCCCUUCCUGCUUCCAGUGUGUUAUCAGUGUCUCUUUCCUUUUCUCCCUUUGUGGAAAUGUUGAUAACUUCUGUCUUGACAUGAGACACAACACUUCGCAUUGUAAGUGUUGUAGUCCUUUGUAAGUUGAGGUAACUAUUAUACUUGAAUCAAAAUGUGCAUCAUGGAAUUGAGAGGAGAGUUGUGUGCAUUUUUCCUCAGACAUCUGGUGAAGCUCAGUACAUAUCAGACAUUCCCAUGCAAGGUGGUGAACUCCAUGCAGCCUUUGUCAUAAGCACACAGGUAAUCUUGUUUUAGAAGGACUCACACACAUAUGUUUUUUUUUUAUCAAGUUAUUUACUUGAUCUGUGAUGAAAUUGAUAGUAAGGACUCCUUCUCUUACUGUCAGGGUAACUGCUCAGAUGGUGAUGAAUUUCUUGAUAGGGUGUUGAUUACAAAAUCCUGCAGAUACAAGGAAGGUCAUGUACAGGCAAUUACUUUGCCCUGCUCUUGUGACAACUGAAUUUGCAUUUUUUUUCUUGUUGAAUUUUUCAGGGAAACUGUAAGAUUGAUUCCUAUGAUGCAUCAGAGGCUUUGGUAAUAAAGAAGUUAUUGUUAAUUUUUUAUCAUGAUAAAACAACAUACAUUUUUCAUAGUUCUGUUCACCCUUCAUUGUGAAGCCUGGUUUCUUAAUUCUGACAAUAAACAUUCAUUACUGUGAAAAGCAUUUUAUUUUCUAAUUUUAUUUCCCAUAUAAUUUCAUAAUUUACAUUCACAGUGUAAUUGGUUGUGAAGAUCAAUCAAUAACAGACAAAGAAACCUUAAAAAAAACUUUUAAUUAAGGCAUGUUUGUUUAGGUUAACCCUUUAACUCCUGUGAGUGACCAAGACAGAAUUUCUCCCUAAAAAUCCAUACAAUAUCAAGCAGAUAGUGUUGAGAAUAGAGAAAAAUGUCAAUAAGGGAAUUAUUAGCUGAUCCAAUACCAAAUUCUCCAAACUAACAUCAUAAGAAUUGUGUAGCAGACAGUAAGGAGUAUUACUCUUGUGAUCUUGGGAGUGAAAGGGUUAACUUAUAUGCACAAGAGAAACAGGAUGAAUAAUUUGGACAAAAAUGGAUAAAAAAGUUACUUUUAAUAGUGAAAUUUCUAUAUUUGUCUUUAUGGUAAAGAAAACAGCUUGUAGGUCAUAUGUGACGAUUAAAGAAUAGUUUGUGUGCAAGCUCAUUUUCUGAAAUUACUUUAUGAUUGUAACAGAAAAUGCCUGGAGUUGUCAAAUUCAUCACAGCAGCAGAUAUUCCUAAAGGUGGCAUUAACAAUUUCACACCAACAUCUUUUGGUUUAGCAGUUGAAGAGGUAGGUUCUAUAGGUACAUGUAACAGUGUAAUUAUUUUCCUUAGUGUUGGUCACUUAACAUAGAUUGCCUGAUUGUCUGGAUAAAACAGUUUCUUUUUGCUUGCAGAUAUUUAGUGCAGGAAAUGUUUCAUAUGCUGGGCAAGCCUUAGGAGCUAUAAUUGCUGGUUUGUUAAUAGUUGUUAUCAGCUUGCUUAUUUUCUAUAUGUUUAUUAUUGUCACCCAAGACUUAUGCUUUAAGCCAGAGACAUUUAGUGAGGAUGUUAUGAACUGUUUGUGACAACAAUUGAUCAUCAAUGAAGAGUUUUAUCAAUAAGCGAUUUGAAUGCACAAAAGCAUUUUUCCCUCGUCUUAAAGAUGCCUGCACUUCAUCGACCUCAUAUUUCAUUUUCAUUUACUUCCUUUUUAUGGGAUGAAUUUGCACAUUAUAAUUAGUUAAAUUGAAAAAUAUAUUGUUCUUGAUUAAUAUUUUCUUUAGAGGGCAAUCUUGGCAAAUUGACCAGGUGCUACAAAUGACAUCACAGUGCCCAUCUUGUUGUAGUGUUGGUGUUCUGAACCAUCCUUUUCCGAAACAAUAAAAUAAAGCAGUGGUCAUGUUUCUGUUCUCAAAAAUCCUUUUCCUAUUCUGUGCUUGAGUGAAAACAGUAGUCGUUUUUAGUGCUUCUAUGGUUGAUACUUGCAGCUUUUUUAGUGCUGCUUGUCAUAUGACUAAUGAAAUAUUACAUUUCUUAACAUAAUCGACAUGAUAAGUUUCUCUCUUUCCUUCCUUGUGGUGAUUUUUCCAAUGUAAAAUUGCUCCUGUCUUUUUCCACAGUUUUUUUUCUUCUUUGUUUACUGUUUUUUUUACAACAGGUUGUGUCAAUUUGGCUUAUCUCAUGUCUUUCAUCUUCUUCCUACAUUCCUGGAGGGAAUUUAAUUAUCAGUUAGAACUUUCAAGUCCACUUUUAUCCACUUUUGUAAUGAACUCUUCAAACUUUCCUAAAGAAAAAAACCAAAAUUGCCUUUUCAUUGUUAAAAUUGUGGAUCUCGCAGGCUUGUUUGGGCUAAUAUCCAAACACUUCAAGAUUCAUAGAACAAAAUUUGAAAUUGUCUAUCUUUACUGCAGAUACUCAGCGGCAUGCAGAUGAAGCAGCCAAAGCUGUUAAAGUGACAUACAAAGAUCAAGAACCUCCCUUACUCACUAUUGACGAAGCAGUGGCUGCAGAGUCCUUCUUUGAUCCCCAGGCCAAGACAAUUACAAAAGGAGAUGCUGAAAGUAAGUAACAAAUGAAGCCCUGACUUUGAAUAAAAUCACAUGGCUUUUGUCAUGUUGUACAAUAAAACUGCAUUUGAUUUUGGGUCGUGCAUGGUCUUAUCUGUAGAUUGGCCACCAUAAAGAGUUUAAAAGCUGAGGUUUCAAUCUCUCUGACAAGGGCUGACUCAAAACAUAUUCAACUUUUCCAACUCUUUACGGUGGCUAUUUGACGAUAUAACCUUAGUCGAUAAUACUAAAUUACCUUGUUAUACUCUCCUACCGAUGUAGCACCACAGUUUCUUUGGAAACUUACCCCCUUUAUUUACAUCCUAAGUACCUAUGCCUAUGAUAGUUGGGCUGUAUAUGCUGUGUUUAGGAUGGUAGUGACAUCUGACUUCUUGAAAGAUCAUUUAGUUUACUUUGAUGCACCUAGUAAACUGAUAACCUUUGUUCAUUCUGUGAUCAAACUCCAAUAGCUACUCUCUUUUCCUUUACCAGGGAUGAAUUGAGAGUGGAAAUGCAAUUCUGAUUCAUUCUCAAAUUGAUGUUAUUUUCUUUUUCUUGAUUAGCUGCAAUAAAAAAUUCACCACAUGUCAUACAAGGGGUGGUAUCUACUGGACACCAGUACCACUUUCAUAUGGAAACUCAGGUGACCAAUGAAUAAUUUUCUGUUUUGUAUUUCUUGGCAAGAAUACAAAAGGGUUUAUGAAUGGCCACUAGUGGUUUUGCCAGUUCCUCUUUUACAGUCAUGGGACUUCAUACUUUUUAAAAUUAGUUUUCAGUAUUUUAAUGCUCAGUGAAUUUUUCUCUGUAGUAAACAGAAGUCAAAUUUUAAUGCUGGUAACUUAGUGAAAUUGCUGUGAAAAUGAAAUAACAUGUUUCCAUAUUUGUAAGUACAGUUGAUGAGCUUAUCAUACAUAGCAAAACCUUUUUGUCCAUUUUCACUAAACCGCAAAGAGGAUCAGUUCAUGCUUCUGAGAUGAUGUGGAUUAAAAAGGAUUUGGCUCUUAUGUCACUCCCCUUUUGGGAAAGUUAGAAUCAAUGAGAGUUCAGUUUAAAGAUGGUGUUGAUGUGAGCGAUCAAAUUUAUGGUGCAUCAAAAUUAUCAUUUAGCUUUCAUCAUGGGGAGAAAGCUUUGUAACCAGAGAUCUGUCCAGAACUACCCUAUGUAGAGUGAUAUUUGCAUGUUACAGUUAUCUUUCUGCUGCUUGAGUUUGUCCUGCAACAAGUUACUUUUGUACGCAACAAAAUAUUCUUUGAUGUUGUUGUCGUUCUUUCUCUUCCAAUAUGCACCGCAUGAUUGGCAGGCUGCACUGUGUGUCCCUGAAGAGGAUGGUAUGACUGUCCAUUGCCCUACGCAGUGGGUAGACCUUACUCAGGCAGCUGUGGCACAGACCCUCAAUUAUCCAGUCCAAAGGUAAAUAAAUACAUGAUGCCUGUAAUAGAGAUGUAUGGAAGAUGAGGAGCAUGGAGAAUAGGGAUAUGGGAGAUAACAAUCUAUGAAGAUAUAUACAUUAUAGGGGAUACAUUUUUGUGGUGAUAGGGAUUUAUGGGAGGUAAGGAUUUAUAGAUGGUAUUUCCUGGAAUAAGCACCCUCCCCCAAACAAGCGCCUCCCCUUGAAUAAGCACCCCACUCCUCCCUUACUUUCUUAAUUAGUAGGUAUACAUGAAAGUAUUUGGAACCCAGUCACCUUGCCACCAGAAAGACUUACCUUCAGCGAGCUCAUCACCAAAGUGUAAUUUAUCUCGCCACCAAGGCAUGUUACCUCGCCUCUAAACACUCAAGACAUCCUUUAGCAAUUAUACUGUGGACUAGCAGUAUUCUAUUUGAUAUCUUUGAUCAGAUCAAGUUGGUGGCUUUUGAUUGUUAUGCACAUUUGACUCACCUUCUGCCAGCUUGAAAAAACUAUUGAGCCUACAGUAUGGCUAUGUAUGGCAUUCUAGACUGAUGGCAAUCCUCACAAGACUUAAGAUCUUACUUAAGAGUCACUGAAAGCUUUGAAUUUAUACCAAAUUAGCUUGCAACCAAAGUGGUGAGUUAGCUGAUAGCCACUUGGUGGUGGCAAGAUUGCCUUGGUGGCAAGAUGAAUGUAAACCACAAGGAAAGUCUGUUUUAUUGUCAGUUUAUUUAUGAUCUUUAAACCUUCAACUACAGUGACAUCGGUACAGGAGAAUAGUUUCUUAGUAAGGGGCCCCCCUCAAUAAAAAACCUUCCUUCCAAUAAAAGCCCUUCCUUUUAAAUAAGCAUCUGGGUGCUGAUAGGUAAGAAUAUGGUAUAGGAGAUAGGCAUAUAUUAGAGGUUAUGAUAAAGAGGGAUAAGGAGAUAUGGAAUGCAAGGUAGUGAUUGUAAUGGAAGAACAACCAGAAUUUUCUAUGUUGUAUUUUUAAGUGUUAAUUUGAGUGUUAAGAGAUGUGGAGGUGCAUAUGGAGCAAGAAUCACUGGAGCCAAUCAUGUUGCUACAGCAUGUGCCAUAGCUGCGUAUGUCACAAAGAGGUAAAACAUUUCAUUUCUUGGCUUUUCCACUAGCUUACGAUUAGAUUCCAAUUACUAAGUACUUGUCAAACGAGAGCGUUAAUACUAUAAAAAGGUAUAACUUGAACAACACCACAAGAUUAUAUUUGUGAAACAUUCUUUUCAAACCAUAGACCUGUUCGGAUGAGGUUGAAUCUUAGUACCAAUAUGGAAAUGGUUGGAGUAAGAGAACCUUACAAAGCAACUUAUAAGGUACAUGUAGUUGGCAGGAUGUUAUUUUCAUGAAUCAAGUAAUUUGAGAAAAAAAAAUUGCAGGUCAUAUGGAUAGCGUCAAUCUGUCUUAGAUUGCAUUAUUUCUGAAGAAACAGUAUGGUUUUCUUGUUAUUUUCACAGUCCUAUCACAUAACUAUGAUCAGAGGUUGAAAUGAAUUUUGUUUCUCUAGCUGAAAUACAAAAGUUACGUAGCAGUCAAAGAGAUAAAAGAAAAUAUUGCAGUCAUUCAAUAACACACUAUAGCUUGGUUUCUCUACAGUUUUGAUUUACAACCAGGCUCUUUGUGGCUUGAAGUGUUCUAACUUACUGUAUAAUUAUACUUAAAUUAGUAGUAGAUUUAGAGGGAUGGUAAAUUUUGAGCUCAGUCAUCUUAGUGAGACAAGUCAGAUAUGAACCUUGAAUACAGGGUGGCUUACUAACAAGUUCCAUUGAGAAAACCAAUCACCCUUGCAGGUUUAAUGUUAUUUAAGUGUGUUACGUUGCCUUGCUUGCAGCUGUGGCUUUCCAGCUCAGUUGGUAUAAGCCCCCAACUACAUGUAGUAUAGGGGGCACGGUUUGAAUCCCGUCAAAGCCUGGAUUUUUUUCGGGCUUAACUUUUCUGCAAUAGGCCAUUGUAUAGUUGUGUACUUAGUUGCCAAGCCUUUGAUUUGGAGUGAGGCUGAAGGUGACCUUGUUGCAAAAGAGACCAGUAUCUAGUUAGCAUGAUAACAAAGUAAUUUGCAUUUAAAAACCAGCAAGGUUGUAUCAUAACAAAGUCACCCUUAGCCUCACUCCUGUUUAAAGGCUUGGCAACCAAGCAUGCAACUGUAAAAUGGACCAUUGCUGAAAUUGCUACUCGAAUUUCAGCCACAGCUUCAAAUUAAAUUUAUGUCUUUAAAAGUUAUAAGCUCCAUUGGCUCAGUGGUAGAGGAUUAGAGUUUGAAAUCUUAAGGUCCUGCCUCACUGACCAAAUCAAUAACAUUCACAUCAGUCUUCCCUUUUUUCUGUGAUUACAGGCGGGUGUGGGAAGUGAUGGCAAGUUGAAUGGCAUUGAUGUUAACUUGUAUGCUGACUGCGGCAGCACACCCAAUGCUAUUGAUGUAGGUACAGCACAAUCCUGGGUUGACAACGGUUAGUGCCAGACUUCAUGCUUUAAUUCUGAAUAUCUGAGUUGAAUUCUUACUUUCAGUUAAUGUAAAUUAGUUGAGAGAAUAUUUUCUUGUAUCAAUUAAUACAAUGCCACUUAGCAGAUGAGUUUAUUCAUCCUCAUUAUUGUCCUGUUGGAUUUUGCAUUAAUCUAAUAGAUUAUCGAUAUCUUUUAAGAAGUCACAUGUUAACACAGUCAAACAAGCCAGUAGCUACUGGAGCAGCAGCUUGAGUGUGACUUGCCAAUAAAUUUGUUAGUCCAAUUAACUUACAUUGAGCACUUCUAGACAACUAGUUUUAGACAACUAGUUUUAGACUUGCUUGAAGGGGUAAGUUGCUAAAGAAACUGUGGUGCUGCAUUUGUGGGAGAGUAUGACAGGUUAAUUUAGUAUUAUCAACUGAGUUGAUAAUGUGGCCCUUUGUCAGAGCGAUUGGUGAAGGGCUAACAUGCAAAAUGUCAGCUUUGAAACUCUUUAUGGUGGCCAAUUAACAUUAUCAUCUCAGUUGGUAAUACUAAAUUACCCCAUUUAGACCUACACAAUUUAGCACAAAAUUUUAUUUUAUCUUUGAGGGGUUUAUCAGAUUUGAUAUUUGGAAUUAGGUUUCCUUGAUAUGUAUAUCCUCAUAAUUGUUUGAAUUAAGUAAGAAUUCUCAUUCAUUCAAAUAGAAUGCUGAUUUGUGACAGAUACUUAUUAAGUGUGUUAUACAUUAUAGCAUACUUUUGUGACAACUGGAAGAUCGUCCCAUAUGCCACUCACACUAACACUGCAAGCAACACAUGGUGUCGUGCACCAGGUAUAUAAAAAUUAAGAAUGGCCAUUGUUCAUGGCAAUGAAAAACUUAUACAAGCCACAAACAAAGGAUCUGCUUUGAUUAAAGAAAAUACACAAAAGCUUGCUUAACAACCUCAAGUAGCCUUUUUUAAUGGUUAUGCCUGUUCUAACUGUAGGCCUCUGGUUAUAUUUCUUCUGAAAUUUAAUUUUUGGUUUCUGUUUUAUUGAAUCUUAUUAACAUGUACAUGGUUAUUUACAUAAACAAUUUAAUUUUUUUUUUUCUUUCUCCAAGCCACGAGAUAAUAUUUUGAAAAUAAAUUCAAAAAUGAAAGAAACUGGUGCCACAUUGUACCCACCCUCUCUUAAAAGGCCACUUCUCUAUAAUAACCACUUUCCUCCCAUACCCUGUGAGGUUUGGGGCUGCUCUCUAACCUGAUUUUAUGAUUAAAAGUUCCAGUUAAAGGAAGUUUUCGAACAGUAACUAGAUAUUUUUUACUUAUUAUAUUUUUUAGCUUCUACACAAGCAGUGUUCAUAAUCGAGACAAUUAUGGAACAUGUUGCUAAAGAACUAAAAAUGACACCAGAGGCUGUGAGAAAAGUGAAUUUAUACAAGAAUGGAGAGGUAUCUUGCAAGCUAUGUUCUUCACUUUUAGCCUCUUAGCAAUGUAAUGUGUUUGUGAAAUUGGUGUUACCAUCAUCUUUCAACUUUAAAAUAACUAACUGUACAUGUACUUAUGCGAUCGUAGGGGGGCUGAGUUUUUGAAGAUUUGCAAAUUAAGCCUUCCAAUAUGUCUUACAUUAUCGUACAAGCAUGUAAUCAAAAUUGUCCCAAUUACAAGUGGUCUAACAAGUAUUAAUUUUACAGAAAACUCAGAUGGGUCAGACGCUGAAAUAUUGUAACUUGGACACCCUGUGGAAAAGUAAGUUGAUCAUAAGGAUCACUUGCGGCUGAGAGACUGAAACAGCAGUUAUCUGAAAUCAUCACUAUUUUUGAACAGAUUGGAAGUGUAUAACACAGUUUAAUAAGGUUUUGUUAAUACUGUGGAUAAAUAUUCUAUAAUUCUUCUUUGUAGUAGCUGAUAGGGACAUGUUUUUUUUUUACUCCACACUUUAGAUAUUCUUGUUUCAAGUGACUUCCAGACUAGAAAAACUGCUAUUGAUACUUUCAACAAGGUACAUAUAUCAGUAAUAGCCUGAGUCUAUCUCAUAUUCUAUAGAUUGCCUUUCAAAUUAUGUGUCAGACUGAAUGAUAAGCAGUUUAUUACGUUGUGUUAUGGAGACAACAUUGAAAGAAUUAUUAUAAUUAUCAUUUUCAAGUCCCUGAUCGCGGAGGUACAUUGUCAUGUAGUUAACUGAGAUUUUAAGUAAAACUUUUUUACCCAAAUGAUCUUUCAUUUUCUUUUGAUGUCUCACCUGUAUUGGUGCUUUUUUGCUUCUCAACCUCUUUAGUUCUGAAAUAGAAUGAUAGUGUUGAGAUAUAUGUAUACUCAAACUUGUGAAUGUCUUUCUUUAAGAAUAAUCGCUGGCGAAAACGUGGAAUCAGUGUUGUCCCUCUCAAAUAUGGUAUAGCGUAUUUUGGUUCCCAGUUUACAGCAAUGAUAUCAAUAUAUCAUGCAGAUGGCACAAUUGCCAUUUCUCAUGGAGGUAUUGAAGUAGGCCAAGGAAUCAACACCAAGGUGAUUUUCUUAUAGUACUGGUCAAACUGUAUCUCAAAUAAGGUAUAGUCAAGGGGAAAAAUCUUGUUUGUAUUCAUAAGUUAUGCUGGUUGAAGUCUCUCUGACUUGGUAAUUAAAAUGCUAGACUCCAGACCAAGAGGUGCAGUAGGGGUUUCAUUUAGUUUUGAAAUAGAUGGGAAAAACUGCAAAGCAAACUGUGUAAAUGGCAGUUUGAUUUGUACUCUUACUAAUGAUGCUAAUUUCAGAGAAAGUUGGUGGUAAUUUUCUCUGGCAUCGACAGGGAAUUUUGCAUACCCUGAUGCAGGUUCACACCCUUGCUUGAGUGCAACUGUGUUGUAUACUUGAGUAAGAUGCUUGACACACUUAACCUUUUACAUCCUAACAUCAGUAUGCCAAUUCUCCAUACUGUUAUCAAAACAUUUCCUGGGGUGCUUACAAUGAGAGUUUGUCUAACAAUUAAGAGCUUCUUAAUUUAGUGAUCAUUUAUUCUUGUGACCUCAAUGUUGGAUUCAGGAUUGAUUUUGUGAGGAGAAAUUAAAUCCUAGACACUCUUAGGAGUUAAAGGGUUGUAUCUCACAGAGCCUGCCUCCCAAUAGUUGAUGGUUGAUAGUUGUCUAGCAAAGAAGACAAAUUGUAGGAGGAGAGGGGCUGGGGUGUUCCUGCAAUCAUGAAGAAUAAGUGGUACUCCAGGUUGUAUGCUGUAGAAAAUCUAAUAAGCCAAAGGAGCAGUGGGGUCAUCAAUGACCCGUAGUUGUGUAGUAUGUUAUAAUGUUCACAAGAUGCUUAUCUUAAUGCAUUUUAUCCUUGCUGCUUCAGGUAGCCCAAGUUGUAGCAUACCAGCUGAAAUGUCCUCUGGAUAAAAUUGCAAUCAAACCCACGUCAGCAUUCAGCAAUCCAAACAGUAAGUUACCCCCCAUGCAUGAAAUUUCCAUUUGAUGCUAUGAUCGACUUCAGGAAUGAUACUUGUUUCACCAGAGUCUUUCACAAUAUCAAUACAUCUCCAUUUUGUAGAAUUAUAACUGAUCUCCUCUUUUUGUUCAUCAUAGUUUUUUUAUUUAUUUCAUUUUGAAGUUCUGGGCUUGUAGUCAGUUAGCCAUUCAAUUGAGAAUUUCCCCUUUGCCCUCUUUCAAAUUUGUACCUUAGUUUAUGAUGGAAAAAAAAGCCAAUUUAUAGAUUAAAGGUAAUUACCCUCAGGUUUUCCAUCACAGGUUUUGUUUGAUUUUUAUGGUUUAGAAUGUUCCAGUUGCAUUCUCAAUGUUAACCUACCUACAGGCAUAUUUAUCCACUUAUUUUUAUUUCUUCAAUGUAGGUGGUGCAACAGGUGGAAGUAUUACUAGUGAAUUGUGUUGUAAGGUAAGUGGCAGAGCAGUCUAGGGCUGAUUUCUUUUCUACCUUCUGAAUAUUCAUUAUAUACCAUGCCUGAUUGUGUUCCCUAAGAGAUUUUACCAAACUGAAGAUGGUCAAACUUGUUUAGAGAGAGAUAAAUACGUUGAAAUUCUUGUCUUGUUUAACUUUAUGAUAAUUCUUGAAAUUGUCAUGUGUACAUGUAGUUCACUUUUGGCAGUUAAAAUAAUGAGGUUCAUAUACCUUAUGUAGUCCAUAGUACAAGAACUGUUUGGAACUGUUCACAGAGGAAUUGUGUAGGUGUCAGGGCUAAAAAAUUCACAGCAUGCAUUAUCAUCAUAUCUCACAAUUUCUUGCUCACAAUUAUUGUUUUUAUUCUUAUUACAAAAUUCUAAUGAUGAGAAAUAAAAAAAAUUAUAAUAAUGAUGAUAAUGGCCAGCCUUAUUAACAGCAACCAAUUUUUUGGUAUUUUUAUCUUUUUUUUAAUUCCAGUCAUUUGUAUAUUUUUUUCCUUUAGACUGUUCUUGGCUGUUGUGAUAUCCUCAACAAAGUAAUUGAUCCUGUGAGGAAGACUAUGCCAUCAGCCUCUUGGGCUGAAAUCAUCGCCAAAUGUUUUGCAAAUGGUGCUGAUUUGUCAGCCAAAUAUAGGUUAGUGAUGCACUGAUAUCUUUAUCCACUUCACAAGAUUUCUGCUUCAUGCUGAUUGAGUAGCAAUAUAGGAAUGCACAAAAUUUUUGAGUCAUAUAUUUUUUAAAAAAAGGGGAAAGUUUCUUUGUAGAAACUGUGAUAAAGUGUCGGUCAAAAAGUUAGGUAAACAAUAGAUUUUUAAAAUUAUUACCAGGUACCAAGCCCCUAGCAGUGAGAUGGUUAAUUACAAUAUUUAUGGGGCAACAUGUGUGGAAGUCGAGGUAGAUGUUCUAACUGGGGAAAGAGAGAUAAUUCGUGCAGACAUACUUGAGGACUGUGGACAAAGGUAAGGUAUUUUCACAUUUGAUAACUACAUUGUACAUACCUUUUCCUUCAGGUAGCACCAGAGAAGGGGUGGUUGUUCAAUAAAUAAUGUUAUAGAACUGAAUGGAGUCCAAUAACUGCAUGGAGUCUGUAAUCGUAUGAGUGAUUAACAAAAUCAGAGGACUGGGAAGCAGGAUCACGAGUACGAUUACAGACAGAAUUGGAUUACAAAGCCCUGUUACCAAUUAAUCAAAACUAUGACAAAAUUUGAGAGAGAAACUAGACAUUGGUUAUACCUUUUCAUAGAACAAAACAACAACAGUUAACUUGGUGUUCUAUCCACUUACACAGGCAUGACAUGUUAACUGUUCCUUUAACUGUCCUAUUAAACUAUCCAAUUACAAACAUGACAUGUACAUUGUCUUAUUAGUACUCAAAUCGGGCUGGAGAUAACCAAUCAUGUUUGAGAAUUUUGUUACAGUUUUGAUUAAGUUUGAUGCUGGGAAGCUCUUUCUAAGGUCCAGCCCUUUACCCUUACGCCAGCUGUGCAGGCAUUCCCCAAUUUCCUCUCAAUGCUUCUUUCUUGCUUUCAAGAAUUUUGUUUCCUUCCUAUUAAAAAAUUGAUGGCCAAUUUUUCAGGGCAAAUUACCAGGUGCAUUUUUGCUGCUGGCUUAUAACCCCUUUAUGAACCAUCUCCUGACAGCCAAGAUACUCCCUUUGUAUACAUACAAGUUAAGAAUGGUACCACUUUUACCAGUGUAAAUAAAGUUAGUAAAAAGUUCAUAUCCUGAUUGAAUUAGAGGCUCUUGAAGAUGUUAUAGUGGUAUUAGACUUGAUUUUUAACCAGAAGGGUGAUUUUUUUUUACUUUUAAAAUUUUUUUUCCUUUUUCAGCAUGAACCCUGAAAUUGAUGUUGGGCAAGUGGAGGGUGCUUUUGUGAUGGGACUGGGUUUGUGGUUGACAGAGAAAUUCAUAUAUGAUACUAAAACUGGACAAAACCUGACAAAUGGAACAUGGGUAAUUAAGUUGGAUUGCAUAAAAUAUGUAAACAUAAAGGUGUGCUUUAAAAGCAGAGAUGCCCUAGGUACCUCUAUAGGUACCUCAUUUGUCGAUCAACUUUUGUGGCAUACAGACCCCUCUAUAUGAGGUGCAGCCAAUCCAAAGCAAUUGAACAGCGCAUGGACUUCUUAGAAGCUGCAAUAAGUUUCUACACUUACAUCACAAUGGAAGAGUUGGUUGAUGUUGUAUCUUCUUCCUUCAAUCAAAACUGUCUUCAUUUGCGGCAAUUAAAUUUGGAAGUUAGAAAUGCUUCCCUUUGCCAUUGCGUAUGAUAUUACCAGGGCAUAAUUUGCAUUUGAGCUGAAACUGAGGGGCAGAGCCAACCUAUUUAUAGCAUGCCUUCAUGGUUAUUUAAUCUUUAAUUAAUUUAAUCUUAUCUUAAAAUUAGCAAAGAUAAAUUAUUUUCUUCAUAAGGUGUCUCCAGAGGUGAAAAAAAUGUUUGUUUUAUUCCAAUUUAAUCAGGGUGAAAUUUUUGCUAGUCAAUUAUUGCACUUCCUUUUCAAAAGCAAGUCUGAUUUUUAUCACAACAAUUUCUUGCUUAAUUUAAAACAUCUGCAAUGACCAGGUUAUGUUCUGGUCAAGUUGUACUGAGAGAACUGGAUCAUGGAAAGGUGGGUUCAUGGUGUUAAGCCAAUUGGUGUGCAACAUGAGAUUUUGCACUCUGAUAAGUUACUUACCAUUCUACUGCAUACAGGAUUAGCUAGUUAACUGUCAUGAAAGAGCAAUUUUCUCAUUUUCCCAUGUGGCAUAUAAAACAUUUGCAGGUUUCAACUUUAGCAUACUUAUGCAAUUAUUACACCAAAAAUUCAGUUUCUUCAAAGUAAAAAAAAAAAACUUAUUUACUUUUAUUUCUGGGCAAUUCCAGGAAUACAAGCCACCAUGUUCCAAGGAUAUACCAAUUGAAUUUAAUGUGACUCUACUGAAGAAUGCUCCUAAUCCACUUGGAAUUCUUAGGUCGAAAGGUGAGUUUGAUGCAAAGGCAACCUUAUUAUUUGAUUAAUGAUGACAACCAUAUAUUUUCAUGAGACUAAAAAUGGUUGAGCAAAAAUUGUCAAUUGUGCACACAAACACUUAUUAAGUACUUUCUCUGAUUUGACAGCAAUACUACAGUAUCUUACUUAAUAACACCCUAAUGAAGAUUGGAAUGCUGUCUUUCGGUUCCAUCCUUGAAGAAUGUGUAGAAUUAUUUAAUAUGAAAAUAGUCAUAAUUUUACUUUGUCAAGGUCAGUAAAUCAUGUAUUUUAAUUUAUAUUCUUGAUUGUAUUGAACCCACAGCUGUGGGAGAGCCACCUUUGUGCAUGUCCUGCGCUUGUCUGUUUGCUGUAAAACAUGCAGUCGAGGAGGCCCGGGCUGAGAUUGGUCAAGGAGCUGAUUACUUCGUAAUGAGUGAGUAUAAACUAGGCUUUUUCACUUCAUGAAACACCACUAGCCAGUUUUUGUUGUAGAGUUUUGAACAAUAGGUGCUUCAGGCAUAUUUAAAACAGGCAUUCAGUUGAUCGAUAGAUUAUGAUUAAUUUGACUUAGUUAAAUAAGUAAGUUAUUAUCUUGUGGUUGUUCAGGAUCUCUUAUUUAAUUCAGGUACACGCUGACUUUAACUAACUUGGACUUAAAUCAAGGAAGAUGAGCAAAGGGGUGAUAGGUGUGCAGACAACAGCAGUGGCAUGAAAGAGAAAUUGACCCUGCAUUAUAUUCCUUGGCCUCCACUUUCUUCACUCAAUUGGUUUUUUGAAUAUCAUUACCAGAUAGACAAAGGUUCUUUAUCAGUCUUGUGUUAGACAGCUAAUGAGCAGCCACAUAGCAAGCCAGUUAGUCCAGAUGUCAAUGGUAGCAGUUAAGUACUUGGAGAUGAGUAUUCAUUCUUAGGAACUUAGAAAUCACUUCAAGUGUUAGUUCAUUGCUAACUUAGUCUACUACUGUAGUGGGAGACGCAAGAGUCUUGUGAAGGCAUUGUGCAAUAGGAAGCAAAAAAUCAAGAUUAGGAACAGAUGCUAAUUAUCUAUUUUAGUUAAUUUUUUCAUUCAUUUUUUUGCCUUCUCUUGCCCUACACCUUCCUGAGACUCAAGCUUUUCCCAAAUGACCAAAAGGAAUUGAAAAAGAUUGCUAGGCAGGCUAUUUUAUUGUUCUUUAUAGUCGCAAGUUCUCCCUGCUUUUGAUCCAGUAUUUGUUUGUUUUGGUUUUUUCAGAUGCACCCUCCAUGGUGGAAGACACACAGCUAGCAUGCCUUGUGGAGCCUAGUCAGUUCAGCUUAUAA